Messenger RNA from Mercurialis annua (annual mercury), 3330 nucleotides. Its product is annotated as protein ENHANCED DISEASE RESISTANCE 4-like. The transcript has 5 exons. The coding region runs from base 451 to 3099 and encodes 882 amino acids. Gene Ontology annotation, biological process: regulation of defense response to fungus. The record is from RefSeq and is a predicted model, not a curated record. Lineage: Eukaryota; Viridiplantae; Streptophyta; Magnoliopsida; Malpighiales; Euphorbiaceae.
CAAGUCAUGUCAGUAUCACUGUCUUACUUUUGUCAUACCAAGCCCAAAACAAAUGCUUUUGUUGAUCUUUUCAUAUUUAUGAAUUAGUCAUGUAAAGUCAAUACCAUACCGUGUCUUGUUUUUUUCUUCACAUAAUCUUUACAUUUUCCAAAACAAGUAUAACAUUUUAUUUUUCUAGUUAAUUAGCUCACAGUUUUCCUUAAUUUUCCCGGAAAAGAAUUCAUUUCAAAUUUAACCACAUUUUCUUUUCUUUUUCAUUGAAAGAUCACACAUUCACACGGUGUCACAAGUUCUGUUUGUUUCUCGAGAAAAAACCUCAAUGUUUGUCUGAAAGUGGAAAGAUCCACAUUUAUGAUUUCUAGUUAGUUUCUAUAAAGGUUAGUUCUUUUGUUUGUUUUCAAGAUCUCUAAUUAUUAUUAAGAAAUGUUUAUAUUUUAGUAUAAAACAAAAAUGGCUGAAGAAGGACCCUCAAAAGUUCGUUUAGUUCGUUGCCCAAAGUGUGAAAAUCUCUUACCAGAACUUCCUAACUACUCUGUCUAUGAGUGUGGCGGCUGUGGUACUCUUCUCCGAGCAAAGAAGAAAAUGGAUGUAAAUGGAGAGGUUUUUGAGAAAUUGGAGACUUUGUCUGAGAGAGAAGAUGGUGGUAGUGAAUUAGAUUUUGCAUUUGAGAAAAUUGAGAGAGAAAAAAGAGAUGGAGGUUUUCUGGAUAAGGGAAAAGAUAGAGUCUUUAGAGAAAGAAAUUUCAAUUCGGGUUUAAAUCGCAAAGAGACUUCAAUUCACAGUAGCAAUAAUAGAAUUUUGAAUGAGCAGUUUGGGGGUUAUAAUGACAGAUAUAAGGAAAUGGAUAUGAUUAGAUCUGAAUCGGUUAUUUCGAGUAGAGGAAACGAUAUGGGAAAAGUUUUACCCCAAUUUAGGGGUUCCGUUGGGUUGUCGAGGCCCAGGGCUUUCGAUAGAGAUGGCGUAGGGGAACCUCAUAGAAAUCCGGGCAACGAUCGAAGCAGAGUUUUGCAUUUUGAUUCUUAUCUUGAUGAGGGACCUUCAAACUAUAAUUACAUGAAAUCGUCCGCUUAUGGGCAUGGUCAGUUGUUGAAGGAUUUUGAUGAUCUCGAUGGGGCCAGCAGAUUUGCACAGUUAGAGCAGGAUCGAGUUGAGCUGCUUAGGAAGUUGGACCAGUUAAAGGAGCAAAUUUCUAGAAGCGGCUCUGUGGCUGAGAACAGAAGGGAUACGGCACAAGUUGGUGUUAAAAUGUCUCAAGACGAUGUUUAUAACAAUGAUCGUGUUCCUUAUGAUGUAUCUAUGAAACCGUUGGGAUCAAAUGAGCAUGUCUCAAGACCAAACUAUUUCAAGCAAAAUGGUUAUGAGCGUGUAGUCGGCACAAGUAGUCGAGAUAAAGAAAUGCAGAACUUUUACUCUCUUCCAAAGCAUAAUGCAAAUCAAUUUCCGGUUUACAGGUAUCCCAGUCAACCUCAUGGUCACUACUCAUCGCAGCCACCUCAUGACUAUAAUAUGGAGAGACACUUGAAUUUUGAUCAAGAAUAUCGUGCAUCUUAUCCUCAUCGAACAUUGUAUCAUGAACCUGGUUGUGCGUGUUAUCAGUGCUACAACAAGAAGUGGCACGUUCCUUCACAAGUUCCGGCCACCAUUUCACAAAACAAUCGUUUUCUUGAAGAACCAGUUAAUUUCAACUUUGGCAACCAUGUCAAUCCCAUGAGAUUUGGAAUUCAGAAUGGCAAUCGUCCUGGAUUGCAUUCACGAGAUCCUAAGUUACAUGCUACACGUGACAUGGAUUCAGAUAUGGAUGAUAUUCGCAAGAAUCGUCCAAGGAGGAUGACGGUAGUCCAUGGAAAUAGGCGCAUUUGUCAUCCUAUUGCCGGUGGUGCCCCAUUUAUAGCAUGCUGUAGCUGUUUUGAGUUACUAAAACUGCCGAGGAAGCUUAAUGCCAGGGCAAAGAAUCCACAAAAACUUCAAUGUGGUGCCUGCUCAAUUGUAUUCUUGAUUGAAAUUUGCAACAAGAAGCUAAUUAUCUCAAUUCCUGUGGAGGACAAGCAAAAAUUGGCUGCAGAAGAAGUUCUGUUGAGCCCUGAAAGAGCGAAUCACUCGGUUGAAUUCAAUAAUCGUGAUUACGACUUCCAGUCAGUAGAUCUCAGAGGAAAUUUACUGCCAGAAGACCCGAGUCUGAACUCAAAUUAUGCUACAACAAGGCACGGCCUUACUUCUCUAUCUUCUUCUUCGUCUGAGGAAGGGAAGAUUUUUGAUAGUAUGAUUGUUCAAAGAGAUGAAUCUGUCUUCACCGAACUGCCUACGAAAGAUACUAAAUCUCCAACAGUUCCAAAUUUCAGUUCCCCUAAGAACUCAGAUGGCGUCCCAUCUAAUCGCAAAAUAAAGCGAAAUGAGGAAGGAAACAAGAGCAAUAGAGCAGACAAACAGAAGUUUACACUUGACCCGAGCACUCCACAGAAGUCGGUCAGUGAUAUAUCAUCAGAAACUGAAGUGGAAGUUUCUGUGAAAGAAUUUCCAAAUACUACUACAUCUCAAGACUCUUGGGAGGUGAGUAAAGAACAUAACCAGCCAAGGACCAACAAAGGAAGUGAAUCAUUCUUGGCUGGUCUCCUCAAGAAGAGCUUUAAGGAUUUUUCAAGAUCUAAUCAGCUCAGUGAAGAUGAAAAGGCUUAUGUGUUUGUUAAUGGGAUACAUAUUCCAGACAGUAUGGUGAAAAAGGCUGAAAAACUAGCUGGUCCGAUUCAUCCUGGAGAUUACUGGUAUGAUUCUCAAGCAGGAUUUUGGGGUGUGAGGGGACAAUCUUGCAUGGGUAUAAUUCCUCCUUGCAUUAAGGAGUUCAACUAUCCAAUGUCAGAAAAUUGUUCUUCCGGAGACACACGGAUCUUCGUCAAUGGGAGAGAGCUUCCUCAAAAUGACCUGGAUCUGCUUGCAAGCAGAGGAUUGCCAAUCACAAAAUACAAGUUUUACAUCGUCGAAAUUUCAGGAAGAGUUGUUGAAAAAGACUCUGGUAAAGAGCUUAAAAGUCUCGGCAAACUUGCCCCAACAGUGGAGAAGAUGCAGAGAGGCUUCGGGAUGAAGGUUCCAAGAAAGCUCCAAUGAUAGAAUCUGUAACAUUUUUUGUCUAAUAAUAUGGUUUGGAUGUAAUUAUUACGAACCAUAUCAUGCAAUUGAGCUACUAUAAAGUUUAAAUAUUUGUCACCCACCAAGCUUAUAAUUGGAUAAUAAUAUAACUAUACUCUUAAGGGUUGACUUUUAAGCAAUCCAUAAUUAUUUGUAAUAAUUGUGUAUCUAUUAUUUUUGUAAAUUACAUAACUUUCUAUAGUUGAUCAA